CUGUGUGGCGCGAGCGGCAUAAGCCUCGUGAAUGUCAUUAAAAAUAUAAAAAUAGUUCUAAUAAAUUGUAUUCUGUGUGUAUUUAAUAUUUAAUUUUUCCCUGUACCGUACAAACAUGACCCUCACUGAAAUGGAACCGCUUAAAAUACACUUAGAUGCCUUAGAAAUGGCAGGGAAAGUGGUUGAUAUACACAUUACAGCUGAUAGCAACUUUCCAUCCUUAAUUAAUCUUAUGAGAUAUAACGUACAAGGUGGACCAACUGUUAGUGGUCUUGAUGAUCAUGAUUAUCCAAAUUUAAAUGGGAUGUCAUUAUGUUUUCCUAAUAUAAAUCAAAUGAAAGCAUAUAGUAAAAUUUCUUUGCCAUCUGAGAUAAUGGAACAUUUUCAUCAUAUGCAAUGUCAUUGUAUGAUGGGUCUUUUUACAGAAAUUUCAAAAGCUUGGCUUACAAUUGAUAGUGAUAUAUAUGUUUGGUCAUAUGAAAAUGAGUCUGAUGUUGCAUAUUUUGAUGGGUUAAAUGAAACUAUUAUAAGUGUAGGUUUAGUAAAACCCAAAGCAGGGGUGUUUCAAUCUUAUGUAAAAUAUUUGUUGAUUCUUACAACUACAGUGGAAAUAACUAUUCUUGGAGUUACAUUAACAGAAACCAGUGAUGGCACUUCACCAGAAAUGCAACUAGUUCCUGAACCAAUUUUCACAGUUGCUACGGAUGGGAUUGGCAUUACAACAAUAGCUAACACUAAUAGUGGGAGAAUUUUCCUUGGUGGUAGAAAUGGAUCCCUUUAUGAAAUAUAUUAUCAGGCAGAAAGUAGCUGGUUUGGGAAACGUUGUAAAAAAAUAAAUCAUUCUGAAGGUCCAUUAUCAUUUUUAGUUCCAUCAUUUGUCACUAUAGCUUUAUCAGAAGAAGAAGCAAUAAUACAAAUUUCCGUUGAUGAUUCACGAAAUAUUUUAUACACACUCGGUGAUAAGGGAACAAUUACAGUUUGGGAUAUUGAUAAUAAUGGUGCGUCCAAAGUCGCGUCUUUGUCACAAGCUUCCUUAGUACAAAACGCUGUUCAUGUUGUUAAAACACUGGAUAGUAAUAAUUUUCGACCAUUGGUGAGCAUAUCAGCUAUUACAGAGUCAGAAUCAGUACAUUUAAACUUAGUUGUAGUUGCAGCUACUGGAACACGCUUUUACUUCAGUUGCACUGCAGUUGCUAAUCCGACAAUAAGACCUCAAGGUCUGCAGUUAAUACAUGUUAGAUUGCCACCAGGUUAUGCUGCUAAUGCUACAGUAAUGAGGCCAAGGAAAGUACAAAUGGCACAUUAUAGGAAAGGAACAUUAAUUCUUGUUUGCGGUGGAGAUACAGAAACUGCUUUAUGUUUAAGUAAUGAUGCUUAUCCAUUCACAAAUUAUUUAGCUGAAACUCAAAGUCCUUUAUCCCUCGAUAGUCCCGUAUGGGCAAUGGCAGAAAUUCUUGUGGAACCAGCUAUAUGUAUUGAAAAACAAAGUAUUACACAAGAAGAACCUCCUCUUCUUGUAAGGCAGCACAUGGAAGCACCACGAAAAUUUAUCUUUUUGACUUCUCAGGGUGCCAUUAUUUAUGUUCAAGUUCGUCCAAUGGAUAUCUUAAAGCAGCUUCUAUUAGAACAACGUGGUCCUGAUACAGAAGCCGUUCGCGCAUAUUUUCAGUCGCAAUCAUUGGAACAAGCAUGUGCGACUUGUCUUAUUUUAGCCACGCUUGAAAGUUCUCAAAAUGCUGAGUUGGCAGAAUGGGCAACAAGAGCAUUCUUUUUAUAUGGUAGUCAACGAACGACAAGCAUUGGACCUGCAAUUGAUGUACAUGGUACUAACUUUACUAAUAUAAAUACAGGAGAUAUGCGCACAUCGACACCAAGAGUUCCAAACUAUGAUUUAAGGCUUCAAGGAUUUCGACCUCAUGCACCAGUUGGACUUAAUACAGACAUUUCUCUGCAACAAUUUUCUGCAAAACAUAAUGGUUUAUAUCUGUAUGUAGGAAGAAUACUUCGACCAAUAUGGAACAUGCGUUGUAUUAAACAAGAAAUUAUAAACAACAAAACUCAGAUCUCUAGUACAAUUUCAACAAGACAAGUUAGCUGGAUUCUAAGUCUUCUGCAAGCAUUAAGAUCGUUUCUCAAUAAAAAUACCCACAUUACUAAGCAACACGGUACUACUAGAAUAACUGAUGGAUUUGAAACAACUAUACCUAGUCAUUACCAAGAACCAAUAGUCGAAGAAAGGAAUUCUUUAGCUGCAUUAAAAAUUUUCAUUACUCAUGCUUGUGAAGUGUUAGAACUUUGGAAAAUUUUAUGUGAAAACCAUUUAAAUAAUAUUGUAAAUUGUUUAUCAAAGGACCAAAUUAAUCAAUUUUCUACAGCUACAUUUCGAGAUUUAAUUUUAAUUGGACAUGAAAUUUCUUCAUUAUUGAUCAUUCAUCUUAUAGAUAGUUAUCUUGGAGAUAAUGCAUCUGUUGAUGCUGUUAGUCAAAGAUUACGAGAAGUUUGUCCAAAUUUAUAUAGAAGUGAGGAUGCUGUUUGUUCUAAGGCUAAUGAAAUAAUUUUGAAAGCAAAAAGUUGUACAAAUCCAGAAGAGAAGGAAUGCUAUUUACAAUCUGCUUUAAAGCUUUGCAAAGAAGUUGCUCCCAGACUAAAUUUAAGUGCAGUAUGCCAACAAUUUAUCGCUUGUCAAUUUUAUUCGGGUGUACUCGAGUUAUGUCUCUGUUGUGCAGAAAGAGUAGACCCUAAUAAUGCUGCCUUACAUUAUUAUAAAAAUAAUGAACCAAUCGAAGAUCAAGAAGGAAGAUUUGCUUACAUAAAAAGAUUAGAGAUUUAUAAAGAAUUCACCACGUUAUUGGAUCAUCUUUAUAAUCAAAGCAUUUCUAAUCCAUUGACACCUACCAUACCCAGUAAACCUGGUCCUCCACAACAAAAUGGCUCAACUAUGCCUGUUACACCAGCAAAAGAAAUAUUGCAUGACAUCAUAACUGACGCAUUACAUUCUAAGUGUGAAAUUCUCCACGCUUCAGUGUAUGCUUGGAUGAUAGAAAGAAGGCUUCAUGGAGAACUCGUUGCUCUAGCAGUACCUUCUUUAGAAGCUUAUCUUACCCGAGUCAAUGCGCCAGACUUGCUGUGGCAAUUUUAUGAAAAAAAUAAAAAUCAUGCUGCUGCAGCUAAAAUAUUGGAUGCUUUAGCAACUAAAGAAUCAAAUGUAACAUUAUCACAGAGAGUUGAAUAUUUAGCUCGAGCAGUGGUUUGUAUGAGAAGUGACCAGGCUGGAUACGCUCCAUACCUUGGCAUUUUUUUACGUGAAUUAGAAGACAAAGUAGAAGUUGCUAGAAUACAACAACAGAUAUUAGAUACAAUUUGUAACCAACAUUUAAGCGGUAGACUCAGCGAUGAAGCAUCUAGAGCAUUAAAGUUUUCGUUACUUGAUAUAACAAAGUUGUACCAAGAAUAUGCGGACCCUUUACAAUUGUGGGAGUGCAAAUUAUCUAUAAUUCAUUGUUCUGGUCAUCAAGAUGCAAUGUUAAUCCAGGAAAUUUGGACUAAUAUUAUAAAUAAUGAAUUAAAAGAUGCGUCAACAGCAGAAGAUAAAAUGACUAUUUUAAUGAGCAAAAUUAUAUCCUUGGGACAGGAGUAUUCAGGAUCACCACACUGUUUUCCAGUUGACUUCCUAGUAAAACAGUUAGAAAUAAAAGCAUGUAAGUUAAAUGUAUCAAAUAAUGGAAUUAUAUCUGGGUUUUUACAGUUAGGAGUAUCAAUGGAGGAUCUCUUAGAUAUUUACAAAAUGAUUGGCAAAGAUACUCGAACUUGGUUCAACGAGGGAAAUGAUUUUCACCUUAUCGAAUCGACUGCAAAUUUAGUUAAUUACUUUAUAUCUCAUUCGAACAUUACCAAUACUUUCGUUAAACGAAAAAUAAUAACGAAGUGCCAAGACGUAAUUUCAAAGUGUUUAACUACAUUGUAUAGCAAGCCUCAUGGACAAGAAUUAAUAACGAAACUUAGAUCGAUUCAAAACGUUUUAAUUCGUAUGUAAGAAAGAAUUUCUACUGUUUUUAUAAUAAACUAACAUUUCAUAAAUUCGUAUAAAUCGUGGAAAAUUAAAAUAUAAAAUGACUGAAAUACUUUGUUCCGUGAGAAAAGGAUUUUAUUAAGACACAAUAUAAAGUGUAAAUACGAAGAAACCACAAGUGCUCAAAUGUUGUCAUAAAUAUUAUAACGUCUCUUUCCAUUAAUAAAAGUUACGUGUAUUGAUAUUUAUGAUGCAGAUCACCUCAUUUUUUAUUACAUUAUGUGAUAAUAAAAAAAUUUUACUUAUUUUA
Molecule: messenger RNA, 4319 nt
Organism: Bombus huntii
Lineage: Eukaryota; Metazoa; Arthropoda; Insecta; Hymenoptera; Apidae
Gene: Nup154
Product: nuclear pore complex protein Nup154
Exons: 27
Coding region: 116-4033 (1305 amino acids)
Biological process (GO): transcription-dependent tethering of RNA polymerase II gene DNA at nuclear periphery; protein localization to nuclear inner membrane; protein import into nucleus
Cellular component (GO): nuclear pore inner ring; nuclear pore
Molecular function (GO): structural constituent of nuclear pore; protein binding
Source: RefSeq, a predicted model, not a curated record